CAAGCUGGAUGCGAUCAUGUGCUGAAUUCAAAAGCAAGAAGAGAUAAAUGUGGUGUUUGUGGUGGGGAUAAUUCUUCAUGCAAAACUGUUGCGGGCACAUUUAACACGGUGCAUUAUGGCUAUAACGUUGUGGUCCGCAUCCCAGCUGGUGCAACAAAUAUUGAUGUACGUCAGCAUAGUUACUCAGGGAAACCAGAGGAUGACAACUACCUGGCCUUAUCUAACAGUCAAGGAGACUUUAUAUUAAAUGGAGACUUUGUCGUCAGUAUGUUUAAAAGGGAAAUCAAAGUUGGGAAUGCUGUGAUCGAAUACAGCGGAUCGGAUAAUGCUAUUGAAAGGAUUAAUUCUACAGAUCGGAUUGAGCAAGAAAUAACGCUUCAGGUUUUAUCAGUGGGCAAUUUGUACAAUCCCGACGUUCGUUACACGUUUAAUAUCCCCAUUGAGGACAAACCUCAGCAGUUUUACUGGAAUGCGUACGGCCCGUGGCAGCCCUGCAGUAAGCUCUGCCAAGGAGAGCGAAAAAGGAAGCCCGUGUGUACGAGAGAGUCGGAUCAGCUCACAGUGUCGGACCAGCGAUGUGAUCGAAUUCCCCAGCCUGACCCCGUCACUGAGCCUUGUAGCACAGAAUGUGAAUUAAGGUGGCACGUCGCGAGGAAGAGCGAGUGCACGGCCCAGUGCGGGCUGGGGUACCGCACCCUGGAGAUCUACUGCUCCAAGUACAGCCGGCUGGAGGGCAAGAUAGAGAAGGUCGACGAUCGCUUCUGCAGCAGCCAGCCCAAGCCGAGCGCGAGGGAGAAGUGCACUGGAGACUGUAACGUGGGAGGGUGGCGGUACUCGGCCUGGACCGAGUGCUCCAAGAGCUGCGGCGGGGGCACGCGGCGGCGGCGAGCCAUGUGCGUGAACACCUACAACGACGUCCUGGACGACAGCAAGUGCAGCCAGCAGGAGAAGCUGACGGUGCAGCGAUGCAGCGACUUCUUGUGCCCCCAGUGGAAAACUGGCGACUGGUCCGAGUGCACCAUGACCUGUGGCCAAGGCUACCAGAUGAGAGCGGUGAAGUGUGUCGUGGGCACCUACGUGUCAGUGGUGGAUGAUAAUGAGUGUAAUGCUGCGACCAGGCCAACGGACACACAGGACUGUGAAAUAGCAGCGUGUCCUCCCCAUCCAAAUAGUCCCGAAGCCAAGAGAUCAAUAUCAGGCAUUCACAGGACACAGUGGAGAUUUGGAUCCUGGACACCGUGCUCCGCAACGUGCGGGAAGGGUACCCGGAUGAGAUACGUCAGCUGUCGAGAUGACCAGGGCUCGGUGGCUGACGAGUCAGCUUGUUUCCACCUCCCGAAGCCGUCAGCCACGGAAAUGUGCACCGUGACGCCGUGCGGACAGUGGAAGGCCUUGGAGUGGAGCUCUUGCUCGGUGACUUGUGGUCAAGGUAAGGCAACGCGACAAGUGAUCUGCAUCAAUUACAGUGACCAGCUGGUGGAUAGGGGUGAGUGCGAUCCGGAUGACCUCCCUGCCACCGAGCAAGACUGCUCCAUGUCUCCAUGUCAUCCGAACAGCCAUGACUACGGCAGGCCCAUCCACCCUUUCCUCUAUCCGGAUCAUCGCCUGAAACUGCACCCCGGAGGCAGCCCGAACCGAAACCGUGCACAUAUACCGGGAGGCAAUCAGUGGAGGAUUGGCCCCUGGGGUGCAUGCUCUAGCACGUGUGCGGGGGGGUUCCAGCGGCGGGUCGUGGUGUGCCAGGAUGAAAACGGAUACACCGCAAAUAACUGCGAUGAGAAAAGCAAACCCAUGGAGCAGAGAUCGUGCGAAUCUGGCCCCUGUCCUCAGUGGGCUUAUGGCAACUGGGGAGAGUGCACGAAGCCAUGCGGGGCAGGGACAAGAACGCGGCUGGUGGUGUGCCAGCGCCCUAAUGGAGAAAGGUUUACGGAUCUGAGCUGCGAAAUUCUUGACAAGCCACCGGACAGAGAGCAGUGCAAUGUGCAGGACUGUCCUAGAGAUGCUGCCUGGAGCGCUGGUCCUUGGAGCUCGUGUUCUGUCUCCUGUGGAAGGGGCCAAAAGCACCGCAAUGUGUACUGUUUGUCAAAGGAAGGGAGGCAUGUAGAAGAAGAUUAUUGCAAGCACCUUGCUAAGCCCAAUGUGCAAAAGAAAUGCAGAGGGGGCAGAUGUCCGAAGUGGAAAGCAGGAGAUUGGGGACAG
Molecule: messenger RNA, 2199 nt
Organism: Phaethon lepturus (White-tailed tropicbird)
Lineage: Eukaryota; Metazoa; Chordata; Aves; Phaethontiformes; Phaethontidae
Product: A disintegrin and metalloproteinase with thrombospondin motifs 9-like
Exons: 14
Biological process (GO): extracellular matrix organization
Cellular component (GO): extracellular matrix
Molecular function (GO): metalloendopeptidase activity
Source: RefSeq, a predicted model, not a curated record